Drosophila rhopaloa is the source of this 1997-nucleotide messenger RNA. RefSeq lists its product as uncharacterized. The record is from RefSeq and is a predicted model, not a curated record. The coding region runs from base 228 to 1880 and encodes 550 amino acids. The transcript is spliced from 9 exons. Lineage: Eukaryota; Metazoa; Arthropoda; Insecta; Diptera; Drosophilidae.
GGUCAGUCAAUCGGGAGUUGUGCAGCCGGAAGCUUGGAACCGGAGAUCGUUGGUCCAGAAAAUUUAAAGCGGAUUUGGAAUAGUGUUUCAGCAAAGUGCUUUCCAUACCCUUUUAGUAACUCAAAACUGUGACUUUCGAAACUGGCGGCUGGUUCGAAAGUUUCGAGUUCUAAAAAAUAUAAUUAACUAGAAGUAGCUCCGAAGAAGGAAAUCGAAAACACCGCAAGAUGUCACUGGAGACGGAGACGGCGGCGGGAGCAAAAGAUCAGCACCAGCACGACCAUAUCGACGAGGAUGAAGUCAGCGAACUGCAGAAGUCGCGCAGCUUCUACGAUCGGGUUCGCGAACAGGCAGAGCGAUUUGCCAGUACGCAAAUUGGCCAAUUCGUGAUCGAACGGGCGGAUCGGGCGCUGGUGAUGAUCGAGGAUACGGCCAAGUGGAGUCUGCCGCAGGAGAAAUCUGCUGCUCCCUUGGAACGUCCUUUGCCUUGGGGUCCCUUUCUGCUGCUCAUCAUCCUGCUGCGACUCACUCGCAUCUGGUUGUCGGUGGGAGCCCUGAUGAUCGGCAAUGGACCCGUAUCCCCCUCGGACAUGGUCUACUUCAUACAGACGCGACGCCGCAAGCUGCGGGCCGUCCGAACGCAUGGCCUGAAGGUCAUGAGGCAUCGUCAGCAGGAAGUGUCCUACGGCAGUGGCAAGGGUCUGACCCACAAGGUUACCCAGUGGUUCUCCCGGGCCAUUUGCCGUCCGGGAGUCCAGCAGGACAACAACACUCGGCCGGUGUUUGUGCGCCACUCGGAGCAGGGCUUGAAUACUUCCAGUGUUGUUAAGCGUCCGCGGGAGGAAGACUCCAAUGCCGAUCACGAUCCCGAUCAUAACCUAACCAUUGACCAGAUGCUGGCCAAGUACGCCAAUGAUAACUCCGAGGAUGACUCCGACUUUGUGCCCAACGAAGAGGAGGAUGACAGCAGCAGCACCAGCGAGGAAAGCGAAUCCGAAACCCACUCCAGCGAGGGAAUGAGCAGCAACGAGGUGGAGGAGCUUGUCGAGCAGGCCAAGCAGAAGCCAGCAAACGCGGUGGUGGAAAACGGAGUGCACAAGGCCGAAGAGAAGGAAAAUGAUAAGGGGAAACUGAACAUAACGACAACCAGCAAUGGCAACAACGACAAGGAGAAGGCGGAAGUUGCAGCUGACCAGCGGGAUGAGGAGUGGAAGUCUUCGCCAGGACACAUGAGUGCUGCCAUGAUGAACACCCGGCUCUACAAUAACACCGCGGCUGCAGCCAGCACUGAUUCCGAGCCUGAAACUGAUCCUGAACCCCAAUCCGAACCUCCAUCCCAAUCCCAACCCGAAAACGAAGAAUACGACGAAGAAGAGGAGGAUAGUUGCAGCACCAGUGGCAGUAGUCAAACCGGUAGCACCGUCUACCAACGGGAUGUCCAGGACAACGAGACCCAGCCAGAUACCCAAACUGAACAGAUUCUAGAUCCAACCGCCCCUCAACUAUCCAACUAUCCCACCGUCGACACCUUAACUCCUGCCACCUCCUCCGAAGAUAUAUUCUAUAGCCCUAUCGGUUCACCCACUUGCUUCAAUACUAGCCUAGGAACCCAGGCUCUUCUCAAGAGGGCCAGCAUCCAAUCCGUCCUGGCCCACUCCACCCCCACGUCAGUGCUGAAAGAUCCACCCACUGAAAUGGUGAAUGCCUCAAUUUCACAAACACCUGAACCGGAGCCACUACAACCUCAGAAAGAAGUCCAUACGCCAAAUCCGCAGCAGCAGCAGCAACAGCAGCAGCAGCAGCCGCAGCAACAGCAACAGCAGCAACAGCGUCAGCGCAAUCAUUCCCACCAACGUUAUCGUGGACGUAAUCGGCGCUAGAACCUGGAUUUAUCCAUGUCAUAUCGUUCGAUUUUCCUCCUAGCUAGCCAGCUUUUUUCCUAUUUUUUUACAUUCCCAUAUUGUUAGUGAAUACUGCGAGUAAAUCUCUGAACUUAA